GCUACAGAUCUGCGCAUGACGUGACGUCCUCUGUGGCGCUGCCUGCACGCGGGAGUCACUCAACCCGUCUGUGCAGGAUCAUUUACAGUCUAUGUGCAGGAUACAGUAACUUGCUUCUAUCUUCUAUCAGUUUUUGGUCUUUCUUUGUUCCUUUUAAUCGAUUCAGAAGGCAGAAAUUAACCAGGCAAGCAUUCAAACGCCAAACAGUAGUCCUGCAGUAGCUUCUGUAGCUUUGUGCAUCCUUUUAUUUUGUUUCAGGACUGUUUGCUAUCCUUACUUACCCUCAGACAGGUGAUAUGUUGAGCCCCAAGCUGCUGACCCUGGUGCUGGUGGUCCGGCCCGGCAGGGUGCUGCUUGGCAUGAAGAAGAGAGGAUUCGGGGAGGGGAAGUGGAACGGGUUCGGGGGUAAAGUUCAACCUGGAGAAACUAUUGAGGAUGCUGCGAGGAGAGAACUGCACGAAGAAAGUGGCCUAACGGUGGAUGAUCUAAAGAAGAUCGGGAACAUCAAAUUUGAAUUUGUUGGAGAGACACAGCUGCUGGACGUCCAUGUUUUCAGAGCUGAUGAUUAUAAAGGAGAACCCACAGAAUCAGAGGAAAUGAGACCUCAGUGGUUUGAACUCAACAAAAUCCCCUUCAGUCAGAUGUGGGCUGAUGACAUCCUGUGGUUCCCCCUGCUGCUCCAGAACAAGAAAUUUGUUGGGUACUUUAAGUUUCAGGGUCAUGAUGUGAUCCUCAGCCACACACUGGAGGAAGUGGAGGAACUCUGAGACAGCAUCAGAGAAAGUGAAUCCGAGGACGUUAAUGAAUGAGACCAAAAGAAGUAUCAGAGUUCCAAAUUUCUCCCUUUAAACAUUGAUGAUGUCACGCUGUUCAGUUUGUUGUUCAGUGUUAUAUGUUGGAGGGGACAGUCAGGCUUUGAGGGUUUGAGGCAGCAGUGUGUAGGAUGUGGGGGCCACUAGUGGGGAGAUUGCAUCCAUAUCACAACCGCUUCCAUCGGCUUCUUAUUUUUAUAAGAGCGGGCUAUUCAACAGUGUUUCAAAAGCCAGAAUUUGAAAAGUCUGCUGUAGAGUGAAGUGGUUCAUCUAUUCUGGGCCUCUGAUGAAACAUGGAGGAAAUUGUGGAACAGAACUCCCCUUGCAGAUAUAACAAGCUUAUCCUGAGGCAAUGUAAAUCCAACAGAUCUUGUUUCAAAGUAAUUUCUGUGAUAGUGAUAAACUACAUAUGUAGAGGAUACCAGCAAAAUAGAUCCAACCAGAUCCUACACACUGGUCUCUAAACACAAUCAUGUUGGCUUUGAGGUUAAAGAUAAGAUUACUGUUACACAUUAAGGUUAUUAGAAAAUAAAACUGUUGUUUUCAUAUCAUAAGAUCUCAAAAGGAAAAACUCAAGCAGGAAUAAACAGACAGAAAUAUCCAUUCUGGAAUUUUAUUAUUUAGAAUAACUGAUUUAACACAACUUCUGGAAUAAAAUAUUUACAGUAUCUACAGAAAUACUCUUAUUGGGUCUCAUAUUCUGUGCAAGUCAUCAUCAUACUCAAUAUUUUUUUUAACAAAAUGUCAUCACUGGAUGCAGCGUUGGAGUUUCUUCAUAAAAUAAAUGUUGAACUUUCUAUAUAAAAAAGAGCCUGCAGCAUUCUUGCAUCAUUCAGCACAGUCAGUUUGGUGUGUUUGAGAUGAGAUCAGUAGGUGACAAGUUCUUCAGGCAACUUUCAAAGCACGCGCCUUUAAAUGGCAAACUGUCCCUUUGAGGUUCUUUUAGUCAAGAGGCGAUGUCGUGACAACAUAAGUGUGAAGUGUUCAGUUGUUUUCAUGCUUGAUAUCUGAAAGAAGAAAGUCUAAUAGUGUCUGGAAAAGAAUUCAGAAAGAUCCAAGCUAGUGUGUGCUACUACAAAUCAAUUAUUCAUUUCAUCUAAUCUAUUUAAAGUCUACAAUCUCGCAGUGAUUUCAAAAUAAAAGUACUGAUUAUUUCA
Notolabrus celidotus (New Zealand spotty) is the source of this 1969-nucleotide messenger RNA. It is a transcript of the gene nudt1, whose product is annotated as nudix (nucleoside diphosphate linked moiety X)-type motif 1. Bases 297 to 767 code for a protein of 156 amino acids. The record is from RefSeq and is a predicted model, not a curated record. The transcript is spliced from 3 exons. Gene Ontology annotation, molecular function: 8-oxo-7,8-dihydroguanosine triphosphate pyrophosphatase activity. Gene Ontology annotation, biological process: DNA protection. NCBI's taxonomy places the organism in Eukaryota, Metazoa, Chordata, Actinopteri, Labriformes, Labridae.